This is a messenger RNA of Entrophospora candida, 270 nucleotides long. Lineage: Eukaryota; Fungi; Glomeromycota; Glomeromycetes; Entrophosporales; Entrophosporaceae. The record is from the annotation of a GenBank genome assembly.
AUGACAAAUGAAGUAUUCUGUAAUAGUAAUACAUUACAAGGUUUCAUGAAAUCUGCCGGCAGAAUUAAUUUGAAUGAUAUGGAGGAUUUUGAUGGCGUCGGCGAUAGAAGUAAUGAUGCUGAUUUAUUUUUCACGGCUAUAAUAUCAUCAAAAUCAUCGACGGGUUUCACUACAACUAGGACAAAUAGCUCAUAUCAAGCCAGUGUUACAGAAGAAUUAUCAGGUCUAAUUGUGGAAGAAAUGUUAAAGCGUUUAGAGAAGAUAAUAUAG